GGAGGCGGGGGCGGGGCCGGCAGGGGCGGUGCGCGGGAAGGGACCCCGGACCCGGAGGUCGCGGAGAGCUGGGCAGUGUUGGCCGCUGGCGGACGCUGGGGCAGCAUGAAGUGCCUGGUCACGGGCGGCAACGUGAAGGUGCUCGGCAAGGCCGUCCACUCCCUGUCCCGCAUCGGGGACGAGCUCUACCUGGAACCCUUGGAGGACGGACUCUCCCUCCGGACGGUGAACUCCUCCCGCUCUGCCUAUGCCUGCUUUCUCUUUGCCCCGCUCUUCUUCCAGCAAUACCAGGCAGCCACCCCUGGUCAGGACCUGCUGCGCUGUAAGAUCCUGAUGAAGUCCUUCCUGUCUGUCUUCCGCUCACUGGCCAUGCUGGAGAAGACGGUGGAAAAAUGCUGCAUCUCCCUGAACGGCCGGAGCAGCCGCCUGGUGGUCCAGCUGCAUUGCAAGUUCGGGGUGCGGAAGACUCACAACCUGUCCUUCCAGGACUGUGAGUCCCUGCAGGCCGUCUUCGACCCAGCCUCGUGCCCCCACAUGCUCCGCGCCCCAGCACGGGUUCUGGGGGAGGCUGUUCUGCCCUUCCCUCCUGCGCUGGCUGAAGUGACGCUGGGCAUUGGCCGUGGCCGCAGGGUCAUCCUGCGCAGCUACCACGAGGAGGAGGCAGGUUUCUCCUGUUCUUCCCCAACAGACAGCACUGCCAAAGCCAUGGUGACAGAGAUGUGCCUUGGAGAGGAGGAUUUCCAGCAGCUGCAGGCCCAGGAAGGGGUGUCCAUCACUUUCUGCCUCAAGGAAUUCCGGGGGCUCCUGAGCUUUGCAGAGUCAGCGAACUUGAAUCUUAGCAUUCAUUUUGAUGCUCCAGGCAGGCCCGCCAUCUUCACCAUCAAGGACUCUUUGCUGGAUGGCCACUUUGUCUUGGCCACACUCUCAGACACCGACUCACACUCCCAGGACCUGGGAUCCCCAGAGCGUCACCAGCCAGUGCCUCAGCUCCAGGCUCACAGCGCACCCCACCCAGACGACUUUGCCAAUGACGACAUUGACUCUUACAUGAUCGCCAUGGAAACCACCAUAGGCAAUGAGGGCUCGCGGGCACUGCCCUCCAUUUCCCUUUCACCUGGCCCCCAGCCCCCCAAGAGCCCCGGCCCCCACUCCGAGGAGGAAGAUGAGGCUGAGCCCAGUACAGUGCCUGGGACUCCCCCACCCAAGAAGUUCCGCUCACUGUUCUUCGGCUCCAUCCUGGCCCCUGUACGCUCCCCCCAGGGCCCCAGCCCUGUGCUGGCUGAAGACAGUGAGGGCGAAGGCUGAACCAAGAACCUGAAGCCUGUACCCAGAGGCCUUGGACUAGAUGAAGCCCCAGCCAGUGGCAGAGCUGGGUCUCAGCCCUGGGGAUCAGAAAGGUGGGCGUGCUGGAGCUGAGCUGUCUCACUGCCUCUCGCAGGCCCCAGCUGGCUGUCACUGUAAAACUGUCCCACAGCGGUCGGGCCUGGGCCCUGUUAUCUCCCCACAACCCCCAGCCAAUCAUGAUUUUCCAGACUUGGCCCUGAACUACUGACGUUCCUACCUCUUAUUUCCCAUUGAGUCUCAGGCUCUACUCCAGCUGGCCAAGGCUGGAAUCCUGUCUCCCUCAGGCUCACCUUCCUAAGGAAAAUGUCACAGUAGGUGCUGCUGGCCCCUGGUGAUCCAGCUUCUCUGCCAAUCAUGACCUGUUCCUUCCUGAAGUCUUGGGCAUGCAUCUGGGACCCUCGUGGAGCUGACAGUUUUUCCUGCUUUACUGAUACUCUUUGGCGCUGACUUGGAAUUCUAAGAGCCUCGGACCCGAGUGUGUGGCUGGGGUUGCCCUGGCUGGGGCCCGGUGGCCAGCCUCCCAAGCGGCUCUGUGCAGAAGAGCUGCCAGGCAGUGCUUUAGACGCGAGACGGAGGCCAUGGCGAGAAUCCAGCUUUGACCUUUAUUCAAGAGACCAGAUGGGUUGCCCCAGGAUCCGGCUGCCAGCCCUGAGGCCAAGCACGGCUGGAGACCCACGACCUGGCCUGCCGUUGCCCUGAGCUGCAGCCUCAGCCCCAGGAUUCUGCUCACAGUCACCGCAGGUGCAAGCAGGAAGCAGCCCUGGGGGACUGGACGCUGCUAUUGAUUCAUUAAAAAAAAAAGAAAAAUA
Messenger RNA from Symphalangus syndactylus (siamang), 2153 nucleotides. RefSeq names its product RAD9 checkpoint clamp component A (gene RAD9A). NCBI's taxonomy places the organism in Eukaryota, Metazoa, Chordata, Mammalia, Primates, Hylobatidae. Gene Ontology annotation, cellular component: checkpoint clamp complex. The record is from RefSeq and is a predicted model, not a curated record. Gene Ontology annotation, biological process: DNA replication checkpoint signaling; cellular response to ionizing radiation; mitotic intra-S DNA damage checkpoint signaling.